AGAAUGACCAACAGUGCAUAUUUCAACACAGUCACCUCGGAGUCGGCCUUCAGGACUCGUUUCAACGCUGAGGGAGGGAGGUUAUUUUCCGAUAUACAUCAUGUUGCUGCAAGUGAAUGGGGACGGGAUCAUCUAUUCGCCUGUCGAGUAAUACGACGAGAGACUCAGCACAAUAUUCUUCCAUUUUUAUCGGAAUACAAAUCUCCCCCAGAUGUGGAGUUCUCGUCCGAAAUCCAUGCUUUCCUGAGGGGUCCAGACUCAACAUAUUUGUCUCAAAGCGAGCACGGCCUCGUUCGUGAUUCCGGCUAUGGGAUAUCUCUUGCUCAAAUUUGGGCUGCGAUGGCAAUGAUCAAAGCCCAAAAGGAUCUCCGUAGGAAAGUCCUAGUUGAUGGCUCUAUGGAUGAAAAAGACUACGUCGACUCUAGCAUACUUCAGGUUGGGUCUAGCAGUCCACAGGCUGACAGCUCUUAUGAAGCGUCCUCUAUUGGCUAUAUUGAUAUGGAAACACACAUGCUCAUGGUGUCACCGGAAGAUGAAACUUUACGACUUGCAUCUUGUGUCAUUCGGCAUAAUUUGUGUUUCGCUCCACCUCAGGAUUCCUGCGAUUUACAGUCAGUUGUCGAAUUUCGAGACGCUAAAUCAAGACUCGCUGUAUCCACACCAAUAUUAAGACGGAAAAUAGUGGCUACUGACGAUGGAGGUCUUUGUCGUCGACUAGAAUCCGGUGAUGUCUUUACAGUUGGCAGGGAGCGUGUGGCGAUUGUGGAAGCGAAGAAACAAUUCCAGUGUCUGGAGAACGGCAGGCCUAUCAUCUCCGAUAAUUGUUUCGCACAGAUGACAUGCGAGGCCCUGGUGGCGAGAUUGGCUGAUCCCUUCACGGAACUAGGCCACGGCAGUGUUAUACUUAUUCACGUUACGCAGCACUAUAUGUGCUUCCUCCAUUUCCAGAUCAACGACGAGUAUCUCCGCGACUUCGAAUCAGCGGCACCGAGUAAUUUUAUAUAUGUUACAUCCACCCCUUGGUUCGACUUAACUUCUCGAAAUGGAAGGGACCAGGUUGUUCAAAACCUUAGCUGUAUAAUGCGGUGGGCGGCCGAGUGAUUUUUACUUCCUGCCACAAAGGAAGGGAAGCUAACUACUGAUAUCUUCCCUUUGUGGAUCGUAAUGGAGUCCUAGCGCUAAAGGACAGGGGAGCAAAAUCGAAAAUAUUCUAGUAGGGAUGUUUCCAAGUGAC
Messenger RNA from Aspergillus ochraceoroseus IBT 24754, 1234 nucleotides. RefSeq lists its product as uncharacterized. The record is from RefSeq and is a predicted model, not a curated record. The transcript is spliced from 3 exons. The coding region runs from base 4 to 1101 and encodes 365 amino acids. NCBI's taxonomy places the organism in Eukaryota, Fungi, Ascomycota, Eurotiomycetes, Eurotiales, Aspergillaceae.